Molecule: messenger RNA, 8935 nt
Organism: Lytechinus variegatus (green sea urchin)
Lineage: Eukaryota; Metazoa; Echinodermata; Echinoidea; Temnopleuroida; Toxopneustidae
Product: triple functional domain protein-like
Biological process (GO): axon guidance; intracellular signal transduction; protein phosphorylation
Cellular component (GO): cytoplasm
Molecular function (GO): ATP binding; guanyl-nucleotide exchange factor activity; protein kinase activity
Source: RefSeq, a predicted model, not a curated record
GUGUGUGAGCAUGAGGAAGAUGUGAGUGUGUAUGAGUGUGUAAGCUAUAAGCAGGCUCUGAUUGUGUAUCCUACCUUGGCUGCAUAGCAAUACAUGCAUAAGCGUGCCAAUAUGCCAGUGCUCGCACAAGCAUAUACACACUCUCACCCACACAUGGGGAAGCGCGAGUGAGUGUCUCUGUGUGUGUGUGUGCGUGAUAUAUCAGGCACAUGGAGGAAGGCUUAGCUGAUAGAGAAGCACCUUUAAACAUGUCUGUUAAUCAACUAUCAUGGAUCAAGUCUUUAUUGGCCCAAAACUACAGAUGACUCUGAGUUAAACCUUUAAACUGACAUUGUGGAUUGAUGAUACAAAGAGUGGACCAAGACCGGGAAUCCCAUGCUGGAAGUUUGCUUUGCUACCACCAAAAAGCAGAUGGUGUUUGUCAUCGGAUGGUGUGGGGGUCUGAGUUGGGUGUCUCUCAUCCUCACUCCCUCUCUCUUUCUCUCUGUCUCUCCCACUUCUCUGGGUCAACUUUAAUUCAUGGUGAUAAAUGAUGAGACACUGCCAAUGCUAUGGGUAUGGAUGUCAUUGAUGUGUGGACAAAGACAAAAUUGGGAUAAUUCGUCCAUGAGCAUUGAAAUACUGAGUGUGGAUUUUAUGACUUGGAGGUGGUUACUAUAUCGUGAUCUUCAGUAGAUAACUAGUGUGCGGUUGGGAUCCCCUACUUACCCUCCUCCCCUUCAUCAUUGUCAUCACCAACAUCAUCUCCUGUAUUUGCCAUCCACUUCUUUCAUCUUUGUCUGGAAUCAUGGAUACCUGAUAUUUUCUUAAUAUCAUUCGCAUGUGCCUGAGGAUGACAAUUCACCAAAAUCUAUUAUGCGUUAUAUCAAAACAAUAUCAUCAAUUACCAAGGCAAGGCUUGAUUGGCUGAAACAUAAGUGAGCCUAGCAAGUUAUUGAAGAAGAAUAUUUGUUUAUGAUAUUAUAAUGAGUGGAGAUAGAAGUCAUAUUCUGAGCAAGAUGGUACGAUCUGCCAUAGUUUGAAGUCAAAUGUGUUGAAAUAAGCAGAAGCCCCAGCUGAACAAUGUUUGUUUUAAAUUAUCAAUUAUUCGCAGCAUUCCAUCACAGUGUGCAAUUAAAAUAAUCUAUACUUUGGACAUGAGCUAUACUUGGGGAAUAUACCAGACCAACAGACAGAGACAUCUUUCAUGUCCUUGCAGGAGUAUAGAUCUAUGCAGGAUUGUAUAUGAACCUUGAUAACUCUAUCUAGACUGUUGGACCCGACUUGGUUCUACAAAUUAAUCUCUGAAGACUCAAUAUACAGGCUGAAAUAACAAUGUCUAAGGACGAUAGCAGUUUACCCAUAGGGGGGAGUGCAGGAGGUGGUAGGCGAGAUCGUAUGAGGAGAUCUUUCCGUCGGUUUAUGGGCAAAAAAGAACUUGAGGGAGGUAGCGGAGGAGGACUGGGACCAAUCAACAACAAUGACUUACAAGGACCGAAAAGAAAGGGCAGUAUAAAGAAGUGGCUUACGAGUCCGAUCCGAAAACCCAGUGGGAAGGGUGCAGAAAGAAUAGAGACACCUAACAGAACAGCAAAUAGUGGCUCAGGAAGGGGUAGGAGACAAGAUCAAAGAGGACAGGAGCCAUUCAUUGAAGAAGCUAGUCAAGAAGGAGUAGAAAGGGAAGAGCUUGCUGGAAUCGAUAACGUAGUUCAUGAGGCUUGUGGAGAGACCAUCGACCUGAAGCCGACUGUCCGCGUGACAGACCUCCCCAUUGACGAAGAAGAGGGGGAGGCAGAGGCAGUGCCCCUUCCCCCACCCAUGGAGCUCCAGAAUCAUUCUUCCCUGAUUGGACCCCCCUCAGGUGCUGCCCAUGACAAGAGAGAGUCCCUUCUAUCCACUCUUGAGCCAGUUGCAAAUAUCACUGGCUCGGGCAGAGAGUUGGCCUCUGAAGGAGAUAACAAAACACCACAAAAAAUGGAUAGUGAAAAGGAAACGGAAAAGGGUGGUGAAGAAUGUGCUGAUGGGAAGACAGAUGAGGAAGGUGUAACCAUGACAACGGGCCAACCGGCUACCAUCAAAGAAGAGGAUGAGAAUGAGGUGGAGAAGCCAGAGAAUCAAGAAGGAGAAGGUGCAGAAGAAGAGACGCCGGCAGAACCCGAGCCAGAGCCAGAACCAGAACCGGUCUGUGAGCUUACCGAUGAAGAGAAGGCAGCAAAGAAGAGAGAGGAAGCUAAACACAAACUAUCAUUUGUUCUUGAAGAGAUGGUUGUCACAGAGGGAGACUAUGUUGCAGAUCUGGCUAAAGUAGUAGAUGGCUAUCGAGAAGAGAUGAAGAAAGAUGAAACGGAAUUGCCAUCAAUGGAGCUUGGAAAAGUAAAGAUUAUCUUUGGAAACAUUCAUCAGAUCUAUGAAUGGCAUAGAGACACAUUCUCCAAGGAGAUAGCCAAGGUCAAAGAGGAACCAGAGAAACUAGGCCCACUCUUCAAAAGAUAUGAGCGGAGAUUACGUAUGUAUGUGGUAUACUGUCAGAACAAACCCAAAUCUGAGUACAUCGUCAACGAGUUUGAAACAUUCUUUGAGGAGUUAAGAGUAAAACUUGGUCACAAAUUGGCCCUCCCUGAUCUACUAAUCAAACCUGUCCAGAGGAUCAUGAAAUACCAGUUACUACUAAAGGACAUCUUAAAACAGUCACAGCGAGCUGGCAUGGAUACUACAGAGCUUGAACAAGCUGUAAACAUCAUGAAAGUCGUCCCAAAGAAAGCUAAUGACAUGAUGGCUAUAAGCAGACUGCAAGGAUGGGAUGGAAAGAUCAAUGCACAAGGGGAGCUGCUUCUACAAGAUACACUCUCAGUGGCAAUAGCAGAUGAAGGAACCCAGAAAUAUAAAGAACGACGGGUGUUCAUGUUUGAACAGAUCAUCAUCUUUGCUGACCAACUAGAGAAAAAGAAGGGAUUCAGUAAUCCAGGUUAUAUCUUCAAACAUAGUAUCAAGGUGAACCAGCUAGUGUUGGACGAUGAGGACGACCCUAUCAAGUUUACACUAAGAGCCAAGGCCAAGGAUGGUCUAGUGCUCAACUGCCAGGCAACUACCCCAGAGAGCAAGAUCAACUGGGUCAAAGAGAUCAGCCAAGUUGUUAAUCAGCAGCAAAACCUCCUCAAAGCCCUGCAAUCACCAAUUGCUUACCAGAAAGGACUAGAGGGAGGACAAAGUUUAGGAUUGGAUCCUUUUGGAGCCCCAGAGGGCAAAUCUCCUGGUCCAUCCCCUGCACCGUCCCCUACCUCGCCAAGUGCGGACAAAUCCACCAAACUGCGCAAGGCUGUAUCUCAAAGCAGUGAAGCCCCAACGCAGCUCCAAAAACAACAUAACCUCUUCAGCAGCCUCAAGAGCCGCAAGAACCAGACUGCUCCAGCAGCUAUAUCUCUUAACGAACUCAGAGAGACCAAGAACAAUGCCAAGAAAAAUGACGCAAAGUCUGGUACGCCCACCCAUGAUGAAAAAGCAGAAAAAGGGAAGGACGAUAAGAAGGACAACCAGGCAGGGUCGCCAUCUAUCCGGAGGAAAUUUUUUGAUGGAUUGUUUCAUUCAUUUCGUCCAAGCAAGUCAAGGGACACGAGCCCGAUGGGAAGCAAGGAGAGUUUGCAGAAGGGCAAAGAGCACAAAGAAGUACCCAGCACUCCUAAAGAGACUGUGGAGAAAGGAAACAAGUCAGUACCGGUGUCAAGUCAUUUGGAUUUAGUGACGACUAACAAUUCGACGACGGAGAACGCUUCGGCGGAAAGUCCGAAGACUAACGCAGCUAAUAAGAGUCCGCUAAUGCGGACGCAAAGUGCAAAUAUUGGAACUGCUGUUAUCAGCAACGAGAAGAUGUCACCAGGGUCAGUUUCAGCCGGCAAUGGUAGUGGGGUCACAAUCGAUAACAAAGCCAAAGGGAGUCCAUUACAUGUGAUAAGCUCCUCCAGCCCGUCUAAAGACAGUGGCGUUUCCGUACGCUCAAAACGUGCAUCCACAGGUUCGCUACAGAAAGAUAGCGAAAUGAAUGGAAAGGACAGUACAGAAUCACCGUCCAGUCAGAAGAAAGAAGGUCAAACCUCAUCUCCUGCGCGUUCGCAAAUUCCUCAUGGGGUUAUAAACCGAGAUCAGGCAGGCUCACCCUUCAAUCGAUCAAGCUAUACAUCAGUUUCCAGUUCAGAACCCGACGAUGGAACGUUUAGCGAUCACUGCAUGGCUCCCAUUGUAGAGGACUACUCAGCAGAGAAGGAGGAUGAGAUCUGUGUUUCCAAGGGUGAGGUUGUUCAGAUCUUGGCAGCCAACCAGCACAACAUGUUCCUGGUGUAUCGAGCAGCGGACAAGCAAUCCCCCGCAAUGGAAGGAUGGAUACCAGGCGAGGUCCUCAACUUCUCCGGCCCCACCCAACACCAGAGCAGGGGAGGGGAUUCACCCUCCCCUGGAGCCGUCGCUGCGACGACAGCCAAGGACAGCCCCAGCAAGAAAUCAUGGCAGGGAUCUCUUCGACUGAAAGGUAAAAUGGGCAAGUCACCGGGAAGCAAGAAGGAGAGUAAGAUACCCCGCCCUAGACGACGAGCAUCAGGGAGGGGUAUUGAAGAUGGAGAGUUGAAGAAACCAGGCUCUAAAGGUCAUGGAAAGCCUGUAAAUGCUUCACUGUAUCAACCUGCUGCUCCUGCCUUCACGCUACCCUUGAUAAACCAAUCCAGUCACUUGGGCACCACCGCCACGCUGUCCUGCCAGGUGUGUGGUCGGCCACGCCCCAUCAUUACCUGGAGGGACCCACAGGGUGACAUCAUUACCCCUUCUACCAGGACCAACGUCUGGGAGAGGGACGAUGGUAUGGUGUUUUUAGAGAUCCGGGGGAGCUGUAAGACGGAUAACGGUGUCUAUACGUGUACAGCGAGUAACGAUGCAGGUUCUACGGAAUGUAAAGCUCUUCUCAGGAUAAUCUAUCGCCCAGGCCCACCAGGCAUUCCCAUUAUAUGUGAAAGGAGACCACACUCUGUGAUAUUGCAAUGGGAACCCUCACAUAACACAGGCAAUGCAGAAAGUGUUACAUACAACGUUGACUAUGCACAAAUCACCCACAGUACCCUUCACUGGCAGACCUCCUGUGCUAACAUCGCUCACACUACUCAUAAAGUGGACGGGCUGUCGGCAGGGGGAUCCUACAAGUUUAGGAUCACAGCUCAGAAUGAUGUUGGAUGCAGUGAUAAGGGCGAGACCACACCUGCCAUCACUCUCCCAGAUGAUACUGCCCUUGCAAGGAGAGAAAGCAACCUGUAUUGGCAACACACAUGGAGUACAGAUUUCAACAUUACAAGAGAGUUGGGAAGGGGAAGGUUCUCAUCCACACAUGCCUGCACCCGGUCUCAACAACAUAAGGCACUAGCAGCAAAGUUCAUCAGCAAGCGAUUGAUGGAUCUUGAGCAGGUUCAGCAUGAAGCAUCCAUGAUGCAGCCCCUUCAGCACCCGUUAAUCUGUUCAUUACAUGCUACCUAUGAGACUCAUGGGCAGUACAUCUUGGUUUUAGAUCUAAUUCCUGAUGGUAAAAUUUUGGAGUACCUGGUGAGCCUGUCUCAGGUGACCGAGAGACAGAUCAUUGGCUUCAUUAGACAGCUGGUACAGGCAGUAAACUAUCUACACUCAAAUGGAAUAGUCCAUCUCGAUAUUAAGCCUGAGAAUGUUCUGAUUGAGGUAGCAUUGGGCCGAGCUCAGAUAAAGCUGAUUGACUUUGGUGAUGCAAUGGAUCUUUGGUCUUCCCCACCGCCUUUCUACCAUGAACUCAAUGCUAACCCAGAAUUCUGUGCACCGGAGCUCCUCAGCGGAAAUGAAAUUGAUUAUGGCACAGAUGUAUGGAGUAUUGGAGCUCUUUCCUAUGUCAUGUUGAGUGGCAUCUCCCCGUUUCUUGAUGAAAGUUUGGAGGAGACCAAUAUGAACAUUAUCCGAGUUGACUACAGCUUUCCGGACGAGUACUUUAAGAAUGUCAGCCAGAACGCCAAGCAUUUCAUCACGGGACUGCUCCAACCAGAAACUAGUGAAAGGAAGACCACAUCAGAAUGUUUGAUGAACCAUUGGUUUGCUCAGACGUACUCUUCCCAAGACGACCCCACCCUCAUGCACAAAACCAGGCUAGAAGAUUUCAUACACAGAAGAAAAACACAGCACAACUUUGUAUCGGUGAAAGUAAACAGGAGAUAACACAGACAUCCACCUCUGCUUUUGUUGAUUGCAAAUUAGAACUUUACUCUCUCAAACCAAGCUGCAAUAUCAACCCACCUGGUAAUUGGACUUGUCGCCAUCUGUAAGCAGCUGGUUCCUCUCCAAAGCCCAUGGGAAUAAUAGAAUUCAGUAAUCUACGCGAUUCUCUGAUGAUGAUGAUGAUGCAUUCUGGGACUAGUUUGUAUUCUCCCUUCCAAUUGCUCUGGAGAGCAUUCUUUCAUGUGGAAUACUGCUCUUUGACAAACAUCAAGCCACAAGGAAUGUGAACAGAUUUGUUUUCAAAACGACAGAUAAUGGACUUUGUGAAGGAUAGCUGUGAUGAUGAUGUUGCAUUCUUGGACUAGGAGUGAGUAUCCACUCUUCCAGUUGCUCUGGAGAGCAUUCUUUCGUGUGGAAUACUGCUCUUUGACGAACAUCAAGCCACUACGAAUGUGAAUAGAUUUGCUUUCAAAACAACAGAUAUUGGUCUUUGUGAAGGAUAGCUCAUUCAAUAUAGGAGUGGGUUUUGUCACCUCACGAACUGGCUUCAAGACCAUGUGGAUUGUCUUGUGCACUUUGACAAGGGAUUUAAUCAUCUAAAAUAACCAGGCUCCUCGGAAAGGAUGCAGAGGUUUCUAAGUCCUGGUAUGCUUAGUCACGCUAAUGAAACCAAUUUAUUUGAGUCGUGGUACACAGUGAAUUAUGAACUUAUACAGUAGUUAAUACUUUUGUCUGUGCUAUGCUGCAAUAUUAUUGUUAGUUUGGAAAAAAAUAGCAAGAUUCCCUUGAAGUUCUUCUCUCUGCCAUUAUCUGUAUUUUUUAAUAUUGCAUGAUUGUGUAAGUUGCAGUUUAGCCUGAAUAUCAAACUUGAUAAAAACUAUUAGAGUGAUUUGUAUUAUAGGAAUUCAAGAUACUUGAAAUUGUCUUAUAACAACAGAAAAGAUAGUAUGCACACCAAUUUAUUUUGAGGUAGUUAUUAUCGUUAUCCAUAUCCAUCAUGAUUACCAAAGAAUUUUUAUUUAUAUAUCUUCUGUAUCCAAUAAAUGUAAUUAUUUUGUACUUUUUGAAUUAAGUUAUGAAUGCAAAGCACAUCCACCUAUUCUUAAGAGAGAAGUUGGCCAUGUUUUCAGUGGUUCUCCCAUCAUUCCACGUGGAAAAACGGGCCACAUUAAAUGAUUAUACUGCAUAUUUUAUUGCUGGCUGGUCGUGCAUUGUUUGGCACCUUCCCAGCAAGAAUCCUCUCGUUCCUAUUUCUUUUAUGAUGAAAUGGGAUGAUUGAAGUUAAAGGUUGGCAUCCUACUAAGAGAGUCGCCGACUUCAGUUAUGGUGUCUUACAAGUAAUGUUCUAAUGAAAAAAUCGUCAGAAAGGGAUUGAAUGUUAUGGUAACCAUUGUUCCAAUGCUUCAUGCAAUGAUUUUUAUCAAUUGAUAAAUUUAUCAGAAUAAUUCAAAGUAUAAACAAAACCACGAGUAAGCUUGAAAUUUACCAGUAUUCUUUAUUGCAUUAUACAUGUAUACACUGCUUGUACAAGUGUAAUAUAUGAAAUUGAAACCUUGUCAGUAAUAGAUGUUUCUUAAAGCUUUUACUCCAUUUUUGGGAAACUAAAUACUGCCAGUUUCAUGGAAACAUUUGCACCAAAAACAUAUGUACAAGGACUUUCAAAAGUGGUAAUAAGGUACACUUUCACACAGAAAUAUUUUAGUUUAUUGCUAGAAAUGAUAUUGUGCUGUUUACGAUGUUGUAAUCCCAGAUUGUAAGGAUAUCUUCUACGAUAUUCAUUAUUUUGUUUGUAUUUUAUGUCCAAUCAUGAAGCAUCACAUUUUCUACAUAAAUUAUGCUCAGGUUUUCUCUGUUUCUUUUUGUAUUUACUUUUUGUUGAUAACAGUUCAUGUAUGUGCCAUGUACAUGUUAUUAAUAUUAAGUGAAUGUGUACAUGUUGACCCUAACAGUAUGCAAAUACAGGGCCUCUAAUACCAUUAUAUUGCAAUAUUUUUGUACAAUUGUGUAAUAUUGUCAAUGUUGUCCUAUGUGCGUACCAAUAAACAAGGGUUCUAUUUCAUGCCGAUAGGGCCUCAAUUCAAUGUACUAAACCAUUUCAAGAUUGUCUAUUUUUAUAUAGGAAUAAGAUGUAGCAUUGCAUGAUUGAAUGACAUUAUAAUGAACUCUUAGAAUAUGCAGUUAAAAUACAAAAAUGUCUAUUUCUUCAUUUCAAGAUGAGAAUGGAGUCUGUCACCCCUUUCCUGUUUGUUAACUUAUUGAUUAAAUAUACAGUGCAUAAAAAUAUAUUAAUUUGCCAUUAAUUAACAUUUUGUUGGUAACUUUAUUUGCUUAUCUUCGCAGUGCUGUACACAUGCCCCCCCCCCCCCCAUAUGCUCAUGGGUAGCUCCAAUUAAAUAGAAUUUUAUAUUUGUGGGGGGGGUGGGGUGGUGACAAAGACACAAUAUACUCAUGAUUUAUUUAGACAGGGUAUAUAAUAUAUCUUCAUAUAAUUUCCUGGUAGAACUAAACAACUUUGGAAAUGAAAACUGCAUGUAUGCUUGUUAUGCAUCAACACUUUAACUUGCCUUAAUUAAGAGUUCAAAUCAAACUUGAUAUUACAGUUGUCUUGUAACUUACAUCAGUUAUUUUUUUACUAUACAAAUGGACUAGUUGAUAAUAAGCUUGUUUUGUUAAUGUUUGUAUAUGAGAUUGUAUAUUUCCUGUAGAUGAAGAAUCCCAACAAUGAAUAAUUGAAAUAUACUAUGAAAUA